Aplosporella prunicola CBS 121167 is the source of this 1078-nucleotide messenger RNA. RefSeq lists its product as uncharacterized. Lineage: Eukaryota; Fungi; Ascomycota; Dothideomycetes; Botryosphaeriales; Aplosporellaceae. The record is from RefSeq and is a predicted model, not a curated record. The transcript has 4 exons. The coding region runs from base 26 to 775 and encodes 249 amino acids.
UUUUCAUCAACGUUGCACCGCCAGCAUGCGUCUAGAAGGCAAAGUCGCUAUCGUAACAGGCGCUAGCUCCGGCUUUGGGGAAGCCAUCGCGAAACAUUUCGCUGAAGAGGGCGCUAACGUGCUGCUAUGCGACAUCAACGCUGAGGGAGGCGAGAAACUCGCCACAACAUCGGAUGCCUUCGCGUUCCAAAAGAUGGACGUGUCCAAGGCAGCUGAAUGGGAUGCCGCCAUAGACGCGGCGAUAAAAGCUUGGGGGAAAAUAGACAUUCUAGUUAACAAUGCGGGAACUUCAUACAAGAACAAGCCCACGAACGAGGUGACUGAGGAAGAGUUCGACAAGGUUUUUGCUGUCAACGUCAAAAGCGUCUUCCUGGGGAGCAAUGCCUUCACCAAACGCGUCAUAAAGCAGGGCACCGGUGGUGUCAUAGUCAACAUCGCCUCGGUUGGCGUUCAUCGACCGCGCCCAGGACUGGUGUGGUACAACGCAUCCAAAGGGGCCGUCGCAAACGCCACAAUGGGCCUCGCAGCCGAGUAUGGACCGCACAAGAUCCGGGUCAACUCGGUCUGUCCGCUGGCGACGGCGACGGGAUUGUUGCAGACCUUCAUCGGCAAAGAAAUAACCCCGGAGAUGCGGGCACAGAUCACGGCAAGCGUCCCACUGGGCAGGUUGGGCGAGGUGCGCGAUGUCAGCAACGCGACCGUGUGGUUGGCCAGCGACGAGGCCUCGUUUGUCACGGGCGUGAACCUGGACGUGGACGGCGGGCGGGCGAUCUGAUGAAACGCCGAGCAUGCGCGCGAAUCCGCAAUAGGGGAGGGCUGGUGCCGAGAGGCUGGACGCGGGUACGGAUUCGUAGAUAUUGUACAAAGCAAUUCCGAGGUGAUGAGAAGGUUUGGUGUUGGGACGUGGGGAUCGACGGGCGCAAGCGGGCGGCACAGCUCCCCGUUCCGCGUCCGAUGGAAGCGAGAGUCAGAGCGGACCCCGCACAAUCAACUCGGCAACUGCGCCGCCGUCUUUUGAUUACCAUCGACACUUUCUUCGCCGCCACGCCGCAUCGCUGCAGGUGACAACAAUGCCACU